This is a messenger RNA of Calidris pugnax (ruff), 1423 nucleotides long. RefSeq names its product tyrosine-protein kinase TXK-like. Gene Ontology annotation, molecular function: non-membrane spanning protein tyrosine kinase activity; protein binding; ATP binding. The record is from RefSeq and is a predicted model, not a curated record. The transcript is spliced from 12 exons. Gene Ontology annotation, biological process: T cell receptor signaling pathway; integrin-mediated signaling pathway; peptidyl-tyrosine autophosphorylation. The coding region runs from base 28 to 1323 and encodes 431 amino acids. Lineage: Eukaryota; Metazoa; Chordata; Aves; Charadriiformes; Scolopacidae.
GCUAGGGCUGUUCUACUGCCCCAGCUGAUGAAGAGAGCUUUGCAUUUUCAUUUGAAUAUAAGCGGACAACAACCAGACAUGAUUCUUUCUACCUAUCACACCAUCCAGUCUGUUUUCUGCUGUUGCUGCUGCUGCUGCACAGUGCAAAAAAGAGCAAUGAGAACAAAAAUGAACCUGGACCCUGGCACUGGCCUGGUCAGCGAGUAUUCAGCCUCACAACCAGACGUUUCCUACACAUCUCCUUGGAAGGGCAAGCGCAAGAGGCAAUUGCAGUCAAAGAACAAGCCGUUACCUCCUCUACCUGCCGAAGCCUUGGAAGACUACACAAAAAAACCCAGAGUUAUUGCUCUCUAUGACUUUUUUGCCAGAGGACCCUCGGAUUUACCACUCAAGAAAUCAGAAGAAUACAUUAUCCUUGAACAGUAUGAUCCCCACUGGUGGAAGGCAAGAGACCAACAUGGGAAUGAAGGUCUAAUUCCCAGCAACUAUGUUACUGAGAACAAGGAAAGUAAUUUAGAAACAUAUGAGUGGUACUGCAAAAACAUAAACAGAAGCCAAGCAGAGUUUCUCUUGCGCCAGAAGUCCAAAGAAGGGGCAUUUGUUGUCAGAGAUUCAAGCCAACAGGGACUUCUUACGCUGUCCGUGUAUUCACGAGCCAAAGGAAAUCAUAAUGGAGAUAUUCGACAUUAUCAAAUUAAGACAAACCACUUGGGACAAUAUUACGUAGCAGAAAAAUAUCUCUUUUCAUCUGUUCCUGAACUCAUCGAGUAUCAUCAACACAAUGCUGCAGGUCUUAUCACUCGUCUCCGACACCCGAUUGGAUCAGCUGGAUGUUCCUCACCAGCAACAGCAGGAUUUAGUUACGAGGAGUGGGAAUUAAACCCAUCUGAAUUGACGUUCAUGAAAGAACUUGGACGUGGGCAGUUUGGAGUCGUUCAGCUGGGCAAAUGGAAAGCAACCAUCAAGGUUGCCAUCAAAACAAUCAAUGAAGGUGCAAUGUCUGAAGAUGACUUCAUCGAGGAGGCCAAAGUGAUGAUGAAACUCUCCCACCCGAAGCUGGUCCAGCUUUAUGGAGUGUGCACACACCACAAGCCUCUCUACGUUGUGACUGAAUUCAUGGAAAACGGCUGCCUGCUCAACUACCUUCGGCAAAGGCGAGGGAAACUGGGCAGAGACAUGCUGCUGAGCAUGUGCCAGGAUGUGUGCGAAGGGAUGGAAUACCUGGAAAGAAAUAGCUUUAUUCACCGUGAUUUAGCCGCAAGAAACUGUUUAGUCAACGCUGAGCACAUCGUUAAAGUGUCUGACUUCGGCAUGGCAAGGUAGGAGGCCAUCGACGAAGGUUCUGUGAGUACCUGUUCUCAGUCAGAGGCAGCACGACCUUGACUUAACCUCCCCGCUUGCUUCGCUGGUUUGGGAAAUCCCA